This is a messenger RNA of Lycium barbarum (goji berry), 2116 nucleotides long. Its product is annotated as serine/threonine-protein kinase PEPKR2. Gene Ontology annotation, biological process: intracellular signal transduction; peptidyl-serine phosphorylation; protein autophosphorylation. Bases 318 to 1757 code for a protein of 479 amino acids. The transcript has 3 exons. Lineage: Eukaryota; Viridiplantae; Streptophyta; Magnoliopsida; Solanales; Solanaceae. Gene Ontology annotation, cellular component: cytoplasm; nucleus. The record is from RefSeq and is a predicted model, not a curated record. Gene Ontology annotation, molecular function: ATP binding; calcium-dependent protein serine/threonine kinase activity; calcium/calmodulin-dependent protein kinase activity.
UCUCUCUCCUCGUGUCGUUUUGCAAAGACUCUCAAGAACCUCUUUCACCCCUUUAACCAAAGCAAACCUAAUUAAUCAAAUUGAUCCCAAAAUGCAGAUUUCUUUGAUUUCUGCUUAACUUAAAAAAAAAUUCUAGAAGUUUCUCACCCUUUAUCAUACCCAUUGAUCCCUUAAUUUUUCUGUGGUGCAAGGUUUGUUUCCUUAAUUCUGUGUUUUAUUUUUUUGGGUUGAAAGAUUAUCUGAGUUAACUGUAUAGGGUAUAGGUGAAUUGGGUUUAGAUUAUUUUUGAUUAAUUUGGCUUAUACUGUGAUUAAUUGAUGAGGAAUAAGAGAAAAGGAUGUGAGAUUUUGUGCCCUAAACAGAGAGAAAAAUGGAAUUCGACCCAUGAUUUGGGAUCUUCGAUAUCUAAUUUAAAAACCCAUUUUUCAUUAGAGGAAUGUUGCACAAGGUUGAAAAAAAGAUGUAAAGAAGAUGCUGAAAAUGGGUUGUUGUGUUGUGAGGUUAUUGUUGGUUCUUGUACUAGUAGAAAAAAUAGGCUUGCUGCAACUGCCCCGCCGAGUGGUAGUUCUUCAAUUAGUUUGUGUGGUAGAGGUUUGAAGAGAAAGAUAGGAUGUAUAGAUGCAGCUACUCAAAUGGGUAGGAAGAAUAAGAUUGAAGAUGAUUAUGUAAUGGGGGAAGCUUUAGGGAAAGGUAAAUUUGGGUCAGUUUUUAUGUGUAGGAGUAAGGUUACCGGGGUUGAAUUCGCGUGUAAGACGUUGCCUAAAGGGGAAGAGACAGUGCAUAAGGAAGUAGAGAUAAUGCAGCAUUUGUCGGGGCAUCCUGGUGUGGUGACAUUGCAUUCGGUGUAUGAGGAUGCGGAAAGUUUUCAUUUGGUUAUGGAGUUGUGCCCUGGUGGGAGGUUGAUUGACGAAAUGACAAAGGAAGGGAGGUAUUCGGAGCAUAAGGCUGCUAAUAUAUUUAAGGAUUUGAUGUUGGUGAUCCAAUAUUGUCAUGAUAUGGGAGUUGUACAUAGGGAUAUUAAGCCCGAGAAUAUCCUUUUAACUGCUUCCGGGAAGAUAAAGCUUGCUGAUUUCGGCUUGGCCAUGAGGAUUGCUAAAGGUCAGAGCUUAAGUGGUUUGGCUGGAAGUCCUGCGUAUGUGGCCCCUGAAGUUCUUAUAGGGGAGUAUGGUCAAAAGGCAGAUAUUUGGAGUGCUGGUGUUCUUUUACAUGCUCUACUAGUUGGUGUUCUUCCGUUUCAAGGGGACUCUUUGGAAGCUCUUUUUGAGGCAAUUAAAAGCAUGGAACUUGAUUUUCACUCUGAAAAAUGGCAAUCUGUGUCUAAACCUGCACGAAAUCUUCUUGAGCGGAUUCUCACAAGGGAUGUUGCUGCAAGGAUAACUACAGAAGAAGUAUUAAGUCAUCCGUGGAUACUAUUUUACACAGAGCGCACUUUGAAAACAGUGUCCGUCAGGUUGAAGCCGAAGCAUCUCUCUGGAACACCGAGCCAAGUACCAGGCAUGACCUCUAGACUAGAAUCAGAUGGAAAGAAAAAGAGAUGUAGUGAAUCUCUCACUGGGGAAUUCGAAGAUUUGCGGUGUGGAAGUUUGAAUAGAGAAUCUGAAGAAUCCGAUGACUCUGGUUUAGUUGAUGUGCUUGCAGCAGCGAUAUUGCAUUGCAGGAUAUCUGAACCAAAAAGAAGCAGAUUGUGUGUUAACAAUAGUCCAAUAAGGGAACAGUGUUCGUCUAACGUGAAUUCUAACCUUUGCAAGGCUUUCUGAUUCCACCCGUAAUCCAUGGACAGGUGUCUUGACAUUAUGAUGCUGAUGCUCCGUUUUCUUAGAGGAGACUGAUUAAUUAUAAGUUACAAGGGUGCAAUUUUCAACUGUACAAAGAAGCUUGGAUGCAGAUUAACUCGAAGGUCUGUCAAAGAUUUAGAUGAAAGUUGAGGCAUUUAUUUACCUGACAGUCAGAAGAAAAGCACUGAUUGCUGUACAGACAUGUAAAUAGUUGAUGGCAGCAUAGAAUAACUAUUGUGAUUACUAUACAAUGAGAAACUAACUGGUUUGACAUCUCAUAUUAUUUGAUUCCCUUGCACUUCAUGACAUACUAAUCAAUUUGAAAUGUUUUGACCUGUGGA